AUGAUAUUCAAUAUAUUUUUCUCUGGGAAGUCAGAUAAUGAUGAUUGCACACUCUUCUCUGAUCAUACACUGAUAAACCGCAGAAGUGUCAAAGCUGACCCAACAACAGCAUACAGGGAAGAUCGAGAUUUCCUUCUUCUUGUAAUAAAGUCAAGAGUAAUAGCAGCUGCAAUGACAGUACUUGGAUUUGAGAAUAAAUCUGGUCAACCAGACAACUUCCCUAUACCCGAAAACCUAUCGAAUCAGAGUAAACUUGCAAAACAGCAGUACUUACACAAAGCAUCAGCACAGAUUAUUGACAAGCUGGUUUUCACAAACGAUUCUAUAGAAAAGGCACUUGCAGAAGGCAUUUCUAUCCAAGAAAAGGAUAGUGGAAAGAGGUUUCCAUGCAGAUUUGUUGGAUGUUCACAUACAUUCAAGUAUGACGGCAAGAGCAGGAGAUUGCACGAAAUGACCCAUGAUCCUCCACCAAUUCCAGAUGAACAAACUCCAAAAUCAGUACAGUCUAAUGAUGACAUUUACAGUUAUAACUGUGCAUUGUUAGAAAAUGGUCUGUUUUUCAUGAAUUUUCUAGAUGCUGUGAAGGAGGGUGAUGGAUCCAGAAUUAAGUAUCUUCUCCUUCUUUGUAAAGCUUGA
This is a messenger RNA of Paramuricea clavata, 636 nucleotides long. Lineage: Eukaryota; Metazoa; Cnidaria; Anthozoa; Malacalcyonacea; Plexauridae. The record is from the annotation of a GenBank genome assembly.